Molecule: messenger RNA, 2667 nt
Organism: Meloidogyne enterolobii
Lineage: Eukaryota; Metazoa; Nematoda; Chromadorea; Rhabditida; Meloidogynidae
Source: the annotation of a GenBank genome assembly
AUGUGGUAUCUUGAAGCUUAUACCUUAAUUAUUUUAACUUUGCACUUCCAUAUAUUCGCCUCUACUAAUCACACUUUUAAUCAACAUGCGCGGCACGAGGGUAAACAAAAACAGGUGGUGCACAUCGCGCUUAAUUAUGCACGUUCCAAAGUUUACGACAAAGCUUUCAAAGAGUCCAUCAGAAAUAUAAACAGUGGCCAGUCAAUCACAACCCUCCGAAAAUUACCAACAAAAUUCACAUUGGCCCCCCUGGAUUGUAUUCUUCCUCGUGGACGUUUCUUUCCUGCACAUGUUCUUGAUUGUCUUUGUGGAGUGGUUACGGCUCAAAGAGUUGCUCUAAUUGUUUUCGUGUCCGCUUCAGAAGAGUUUGGGGAAUCCACAGCUGCAGCGCAGUACUUUCUACAAAUGGCAGUUCAAACUGGAAUACCCAUAAUUGCUUGGAAUGCUGAUAAUGCCGGAUUUACAUUUCCAAAACCAAUGUCACACUAUUCUAUCCUACAACUUGCACCGCCAAUUCAACAUCAGGUUCGAGCUAUCCUUGCACUACUCCGACGCUACCAAUGGGCAAGAUUCGGAGUUGUAAUGUCUAAAAUGGCGGGAAGCCAGAAUUUCUUAAAAAUGCUUCAAAACGAGAUACAGGCCCAAGAAGACCGUUCAUUCAAGUUUAUCUUGUCAAAUUUUAAAAUUAAAUUUGGUAGAUUCGAGGUUGUACAUCACGAAGAAAUUGAUUCAGAAUUAGGUGAUCAACAUAUUAAACAGAGACUAACAGCUUUAAAAAAUUCUGAAGCACGAAUUAUCGUUCUAUAUAGUACUACUGAUAGAACUAGACGCAUAUUUCAGACCUCCAAUGCAAUGUUCCCGCCAGCGGAUGAUGUGCUUCCAAUGAUUAUUGGAUUAGCACCAAAAUUUUUUGGUCUUGGAUUAGCAAAACUUUUAUUUAACAAAAGUUUUGAUCAGAAUAUUUCCUCAACUGCUAGUUGUAACUCUAGUAGAAUAACUAGUUGGCCCCUGGGCAAACAAAUUUACGAAAAUAUGCGUUCAUCUUUUCUCAAAGGCAAUCCUCAUCACGCGAAAGAUGGUUUAGAUUCCUUCUUUUACGCAUUUACAGAUCAAGGAACCUUGCGUGAUUCGCAUUUACUAAUCUCCAAUUUACGAACUAAACGUUCAAAAGAUUCUUUAUUAAUAGAUGGAGAACAGGGAGCGUUACAUUGGGAAAGAGUUGGGGAAUUUACUGGUGGCCAACUGAGAAUGGCAGACAUGGAAUGGCCAGAGGGGAAGGCAAAUCCCCCACAGGGAACACCUGACAAAUUUCAUAUUAGAGUUGUUACACUGCACGAGCCUCCUUUUGUUGUGGUUACUGAACUGGAUCCUGAAACUGGACAAUGCCCAGGGAGCCAAGGAACUCCAUGUGAUUGGGGAUUUGAGAACACAACAUUAUGGAAAUGCUGUACUGGUUAUUGUGUGGAUUUAUUAAACAAAUUAGCUGCAGAUAUUGGUUUCAGCUAUACACUUUAUAAAGAAAAGGGCUGGAACGGAUUAAUUCAGGAUCUGGUAACAAACAAAGCUGAUAUGUGUGUAACCUCACUUAAGCUGAAUAGUGAACGAGCCCGAGAUGUUGACUUUUCUAUUCCAUUUUUGGAAACUGGGAUAUCUAUUCUGGUUAAAAUUCGUAGUGGUGUGCUAUCACCAACUGCAUUUCUUGAACCCUUCGAGUAUAGUACCUGGGCUAUAAUUCUAGUUGUUAGCAUUCAAGGAGCUGCACUAUCCAUUUUUUUAUUUGAAUGGUUCAGUCCUGAUAGUUUUGAUAUGAAAAAUUAUCCUCCACCUGACGUUCCUCGAUCAACUGUCAGCCGAUUUAUGUCAUUGACAGCUAACCUGGCAGCAUUUAUGAUAACACGAGUACAAUAUUACGAACUUGUUGGUGUUGAUGAUGAGAAAUUAAACUUCCCCGAACUUCAAAAUCCUCCUUUCCGCUUUGGGACUGUUGAAGGAGGAAAUACACACGAAACAAUGCGUAGAAACUGGCAUAGAAUGCAUUCUUAUGUCGAACAAAACCAAUUUUAUAGAGAUAAUAUUUCUGCAGGCGUUGAGUCAGUUCGAAGAGGAGAGCUGGAUGCAUUUAUUUAUGAUGCUGUUGUUCUUGAUCAUCAGGCAGGAAAAGAUCCCAAUUGCGGAUUAAUGACAGUUGGCAAGUGGGCAAGCAUGACCGGAUAUGGCAUUGGAUUCCCAAAAAAUUCACCUUUAGUUUCACGUGUAAAUCAUUUUAUGCUUCAAUACCAACAAAGGGGUCGGGAUUUAGAACGACUUCAAAAUUUUUGGUUAACCGGUGCUUGUUCUCCAGAGACUAAUACACAAGGAAGUGGCAGUUCUCCCCUUGGAGUUGAGAACUUUUUGAGUGCUUUUUUCCUUCUAGCUGUUGGAAUUUUGUUGAGCUUGAUAUGCUUGGCCUUCGAGUUUCUUUAUUGCCGUCAUUUUCGCGCACCUUUAAAAAGAUUAGACCAGAAUGGAUGGUGUGGAAUAAUUAGCAUGGCUAUGGCCAAAUCCCUUAGUUUUACCGAAGCUGUUGAUCGAGUACAGGAAUGGCGACGACGUUGGGGUCGUCAGGAGCAAUUGGAAGAACAAGAUGGAAUAGAUGAGGAUAAAGGUAUUGUUCUUCAUCAAAAAUAG